AUGGUCUGCCAGCAACGAGGGAGCGGCCGCGCAUUUGCCUCCUCCAACUGGCGCACUUUAACCGCAGAGCCAUUGAAUCACCCCGCUGCUCCACCCCGCUCACCAAUUCACGAAGCUCAACCACCACAGAAGACAACUCAACGAUCAAUUAAUGACUCAUCAGCGAUAGCCGAGGGUCGACGUAUCUACCUUGGGAAUCUGCUCUAUGCUGCAAAAAAACACGAGAUUGCUGCAUUCCUGGAGGAAGAAGGGUAUAAGUUUACAGCAAUUGACAUCUCUAUUGAUCCUUUCAGCGGCAGAAACCCUUCGUAUUGCUUCAUUGACUUCGAUACAAAGGACAAAGCGGACCGGGCAGUGGGCGAACUGAAUGGCCGCGAAUUCCUCGGCCGGCCGGUCAAGGUGAAACCAUGCAUUCCAAAGGAACAACGCAAAGGCAGUGGCCAGAAUUCGGGAUAUGUGUUUGAUCGGUGGCAGAGGAAUGAUGCAGCCCAGCAUUUCAAGGGCUAUGCUGCGAGGGAAUGCCGCUUGAUUGUCCAAGGUCUGCCUAAGCCGUCGUCUCAGGCUCACAUGAACGAGAAACUAGCCGAGUUCUUCCAAAACUUUGACAUACAAGCAAUAAGCAAAACGAUUUGUCCGCAUUACCAAGGGAGAGCUGCACCGACUGCUCCCCACUACGCCUAUGUCGAUUUCGCCAGUGCCUCACAAGCUCAGGCAGCAAUCGAUGCCCUAGAUGGCUCCGUCGGACCCUGGGGAACUGUCUUGAAACUGACCAAAGCAAAAACUGACUGGAAUGGCCCCUAA
Messenger RNA from Aspergillus nidulans FGSC A4, 801 nucleotides. RefSeq lists its product as uncharacterized. Bases 1 to 801 code for a protein of 266 amino acids. The record is from RefSeq and is a predicted model, not a curated record. The transcript has 4 exons. Lineage: Eukaryota; Fungi; Ascomycota; Eurotiomycetes; Eurotiales; Aspergillaceae. Gene Ontology annotation, molecular function: RNA binding; nucleic acid binding.